AUAACAUAAACAUUGAAUUUAUUCAAUGCACUGAAUAAAUUCAAAGAACAAUCAAUACAAGAUUUAAGAAUGCCAAGCCAAAAAUUGUAAAUUUUCAAUACUAAAGCAAUUAUGUGAAUAUAUUGUACAAAUUCAAAACGGAAGCAAUUACGACAGGAAAACGAUAACAGGAGUGCGGCUGUCAAUGCAUACGCCAGUUGAUAACGCUAUCGAAGCGUCGCCAGCUGGGCAGUCAACAAAAACAGUGCAAUUGCCAAAAGUUGUUGUUGUGAACGGCUGCUGUUCAAGUUCAGGUCAACGUGCUAUAUAUACGAAAAUUUUGUGUUGGUCCUGAAGCGGCGCUUAGCCAGGGAUGCUGUUGUCAACGUCAGCUGUGCUACUUUGAGUGUGUGUGCUAGACAGAGAGAGAGAGGGAGCGAGAUAUAGAGAGAGCGACAGAGAAGCAACGCUGCCAAGUGAAGAGCGGAGAGAAGCUGUCGCCGCACACAAGCCCAACAGAAUUAACGUCGCCAGUUGCCCAUUGUGAACGCUUCCAGUUAGGCAUUAAGCAUGCGCUUUAAUAGAUCGGAGCUGGCUAGCUUGGCGACCAAUUCAUCAACCAGAUUCGACAAGGAGGGUCUGCUGAUUAUAACUGAGCGCCAGGAGGGCAUUUUCUGGCGCACCGAUGUUAAACUGGAAUGCUGGUGCAAACUGCGUGGCAAUUUGCUGUUCUAUCUGAAGGACAAGAACCCAAAAUCCUCGGUCGCUGGUGUACUGGUGUUGCAGGACUGUCGCCCACGCAUACACCAUGAACAGCCCGAGCUGGAGGGCUACGUGUUUGAUCUAGACUUUAAGGACAGCCCCUCGCAACGCAUCGUCACGCACAGUGCAGCGGAUCGUCUUGACUGGGUGCGCAGCAUCGAGGCGUGUUCCCAUCAACAGAUCGACUUGCAAAUCAAACAUUUGGAGGAGCAGAUUGCGGCGGCCACAGCGGCCAAGCGGACGGCAGCCGCCGUCACCGGCACAGUCAUGGGCAAUCGCAUUGAUCAGGGUCUGCCGUUGCCAAGUUCCAUGUUUCCCGACUCCUGGCCGGCGUCGGCACCCAGCGCAACGGCAGAGGCGCCCUUUGAAGAUCUGGAGCUCUCUGAGCUGCCCAUCUGCGAGACGGCGAUCUCUUGUGAUAAUCUGCCGUUGGACAGCUUCGGACGUCCGCCGAAUCCGCGUGUCAUCUGCUCGGUGCUGCAGCCUGGCGAGGAUUGCCUCUGGCGGCAGCAUGCGCGCACCGAGCUGCUGGAGCGCGAACGCGCACCGCAUUUUUUGUGCACCAUGCGCUUCCUGCGCAGCGCCGGCUUUAAGGCAUCCACACGUCUGCGGUUCAGUGUGCACGAUGUGCGGGAGCGCGUCUCGCUGACAUCGCUGCCCCUGGGCCAUGCCGAGGUGGCGCUGGGCGUUAUACAGGAUGCGACACGGCUGCGCUUGCCGUUGAGCUCGCCGCGCGGUGAAUGCGGCUUCAUUACGCUUGCCUCCUGGGCGCCAGAGGCUGCCAACGAAUUGAACCCGACUAGCGGUCCGGAAAGGACAACGAAUGGCCUGACGCAGCCAACGCCGCCGCGCUCCAGCACACAGUUCUUUCAGCAGGCCACGGAUAACAACAGCAGCAGCAGCAAAACCACGAGGCAAAAGGGACAUCGUCGCACUCAAUCGCUGCCACCGAAGCUGGGCGUGCGCCUGUUUGUGCCACAGCAGUGUGGAGUGGGGCGCGUUUGCGUCAAUCCCUACCAGCACUCGUAUCGUCUGCACUCGUCGCUGGGCGCGGACAUCAGUGUGCUGGAGACGCUGCUGGAGUCGCGACUGUGCUGCGCGGUGCCGCAGCAGCUGCUCUCCAUUUGGAUACAGCGCGAAAAGGAGCUGCUGCAGGAGAUCUCCGGCAUGGGCGAGCUGAGCGGCGAGUGGCGCUGGCGUCAAAUGAAUCUGCUUGAGGAGCAUCUGCGCCUGCUCAAGGACUACUCGCAGGCCAAGCAGAACAUCCAGCAGCUGAUGCGCGACGGCGUUCACUACAAACGCUCCGCGGCCAAAACGGACGAGGCCCUCGAGUUUCUGCCCGUCAAUCUGCACGUUCAGCGUAUGUGGGCCCAAAAUGAUGCACUGCAGCGCCGGGGCGUCCUGGACAUUGUCACUGUCGGCGCCUUUACGCGCCACGAUGCAAAGGGUCGCAAGUGCGGCGGCCUCAUCAAGCUGCUGCAGGAGAGCAAGGCAUGGAAGCUGGAGCAGAGCAAUGCGUGCAAAGUGCAGGCGGCCAACGAUGCUGUCCAGGCCACAAAGCAGCUGCGCAAGGAGAUUGUCGAGCUGAUGUCCCAGCUGCUGCAGUUGGCGAGCCGACGCAGUGCCCGAGACAUGAUGCCGCUGUGCAACGAGAUGGUGGGCAAAACACGAACGCUGCUCAACAUCUGGGAGCCGAGCAUUGUGGAGGAGGCGGUGACCUUCAUUGAGUGUCAUCGCAUUAUCGAGGAGCCGGACAAUGUGCUCAUGGAGCCCAUGUCGCCGUUCCGCAAGAUCACCCAGCAGCUAAGUGCACUAGAGCUAAAAUCACCGGAACUGGAGGAUUUCGCUACGCCCGUGGUGGCGCCACCGGAUCUGUGGCCACGUGGGCAGCCGCUGAUGCGCUCCAACAGCUGGCAUCCUAGCAACUCGUCGCCCUCCAGCUCGCUGGACAUCAAUGCCAUUGACACGCUGCAGCAUGUGGUCAAGUGCUACAAUGCGCAUCUGCGCACCCUCGAACAGCACCAGGCCGUGCCCCAGGAGGCUCAAUGCAGUGAGCUGCAGGCCGAGGCCACAUAUCAAUCGCUGCCACCCAGCUGGCAGGGCGUGCCCACACAGUCGGCGACAGCGCUGCCGCCUUUGCAGCUAAUCGAUCUGGAUGAACUGGCGCAGGCAUCCCAGCCGCCGGCUGGCUUCCUGGACACCAAGCUGAUGAGCUCCUCGCCGUCGGCGAACUACUAUCGGCCCACCGAGGAGCCGGAGCCACUUGACCUAACCCAGCUAAAUAUUGAGGCAAGCGUCAUGUGUCUGGUCAGCAAGCUGAAGUUCUUUUGUGGCCGUUGCGACAGUCCUGCCAUCCGGUUGCGGCAUCCCAAAGUGCCGUUAAAGCGCGAGGGCUUCACGGUGGCGCCCCAGCAGGCGCCCGAUGUGAUAGCCGCGCCCACGGCUCCGCCGUCGCAGCAGCUGAAACCAGAUCUGGCACCUGCACCAACAUUGCCGGCACCGGCACCCAAGAAGGGCAACAAAUUCACCGACGGCCUGGAUCUCUCGCUGACCACCGACUGGGUGGGUGAACUCCGUCCCAGCAUGCGUAAGCUACGCCAUGCCAUGGAUCGUCUGCUGAAAACGGCCCGGCUCAUGCACUCCGUGCAGCGUCUGCAGCAGGAUGUGCGCUGCAAUCGCCUCCAGGCGAGCAUCAUGUACCGACGGGAUGUAUGCUUCUCGCAGGCGUUGACGGCUUUGGUCAGCGCCCUGAUGCUCCGGCUGUGGGGCAGAGAGCUGGAUAGCGCCUAUUUGUCGCUGCUGCGCGAGCUCGGCCCGCUGGCGUACUUUGAGGGUCUGCUGUCGCUGUACGGCUCCGAGACGGAUAUGUGGAGCGACAUGUGCAUAGCCAUUGAAGAUUUGUCGGCGGUCAGCUUUACGCUGGUGCCGGCGGCGCAGGGCGAGGUGACGCCCAUGCCGCGCAUAACGGGCUCGCGCCAGGCACUGGAGGUGCUGCUGCCCGUGCCGGAGCACGUGCUGCCCACCACAACAAUUAGCUUUAAAAUCACACCCGUCUUCUUCAAUAUUGGCAUCAAUGAGAAGGCGACGCUGGGCCAGACACGGGAACAGCAUCGCUCCAAUCUGGACAAUUAUGUGCGGCUGAGCCAGUACUUCAGUCGCUACCGCAAGCUGGGCCUGAAUGCGACGGGCGCGGCAGAUGCCAGCUCAUCGGAAUGGGAGUCGCUGCAAUCGCUGCUCGGCUAUAUGGAGCAACAGCUGCGCGCCAAUGUGUCCAAAAACGUAAAGAUACUGCAUUUAGCCGAGGAUGCCUGUCGUCUGAUGGGCGGACUGCGCUUUACGUCCUGCAAGAGUGCCAAGGAUCGCACCGGCAUGGCCGUCACCCUGGAACAAUGCCGUGUCCUGGUGCGUGAAUUCCAGCUGCCGGCUAAACAUGUGCCCUUCGCACUGAGCACCAUGCGCAGCGAGGGCACACGCAUGGAUAAUGUCUACAAGAAUAUUGGCAAGCACAAGUAUGCCUUCAAUCUGCCUCAGGUGAUUAUGCUGCCGGCCAUGUAUAGGCCACCUGUGGGCGCCUAUGGCAAAGCCCAGACCUAGGCCCCAGAGAAUUUCCGGUUGCAAAUUGUUUUUAGGCUAAGUCAAAGCAGGUGACCCCGAGUACUUAUGAGAAACAUAUAUGACAUAUAUAAACUGUGCCAAAAAAUCAAACAAACAAAUUAACACAAAUUAAUCAGCUCUUGCAAAAUGCAAGCAAAAAAACAGAACUAACAAACUAAUUUAAUUAGAGCAACACAAAUAGAGAGAGAGAGAGAGAGAGAGGGAGAUAGAGCGCGGGAAAUACGAGUAGAAGGAGAAGCCUUCGCCUUGGAGCGGGGCGUUUGUUAAACGCAUUAAACAAUUCCAUAGAGAAGAUAUAUUACAUAAAUAUAUAUAUAUAGGUUUAGCUUUCCUCUAUUUAUGUACGUAUUUAUUUAAACUAUUAUGUAAUUUAUAAACACGAUUCACUCGGCAUGUUACUUGUGGGAGCGCAACGUUCAAUUCCAUGUACUUCCAGCAAAAGAAAUGAACUUGUUAAUCAAAAUAAAAUAAAAAACAACAAAAAUUAUGCGACUAACAAA
Messenger RNA from Drosophila montana, 4856 nucleotides. Its product is annotated as inositol polyphosphate-4-phosphatase type I A. Lineage: Eukaryota; Metazoa; Arthropoda; Insecta; Diptera; Drosophilidae. The transcript is spliced from 9 exons. The record is from RefSeq and is a predicted model, not a curated record. Gene Ontology annotation, cellular component: cytoplasm. The coding region runs from base 550 to 4335 and encodes 1261 amino acids. Gene Ontology annotation, molecular function: phosphatidylinositol-3,4-bisphosphate 4-phosphatase activity.